Messenger RNA from Neocloeon triangulifer, 3386 nucleotides. Its product is annotated as E3 ubiquitin-protein ligase AMFR-like. Bases 358 to 2385 code for a protein of 675 amino acids. Gene Ontology annotation, cellular component: cytosol; endoplasmic reticulum; ubiquitin ligase complex. Gene Ontology annotation, molecular function: ubiquitin binding; ubiquitin protein ligase activity. The transcript has 11 exons. Gene Ontology annotation, biological process: ubiquitin-dependent protein catabolic process; protein K48-linked ubiquitination; endoplasmic reticulum unfolded protein response. The record is from RefSeq and is a predicted model, not a curated record. Lineage: Eukaryota; Metazoa; Arthropoda; Insecta; Ephemeroptera; Baetidae.
AAGCAGUGCGUGCCCGAGCCGCGAGUAGCUCGCCAGGGAAUGUGUUUAUGUGUCCCGAACGACGGUGGAUGUUUUUAUUCAAACGCGUGUGUGAUCGGGCUGGUGAAAAGUGACAGUGCCCAAUCAAUCUGCUUCAUAAACAGAACAAUACACCACAGGCUUGCGGGCGCCGCGACUGCAGCCUCGAGAGAGUUGGCAACGUCGCAUAUUCAGCUGUGCGUAAAACUGUCAGAGAGGAAGCAAGAAAAAAGAAGGACGAUUGGAAUACGAAAUAAAUCGGCUAGUUUGUCCGUCCGAGCCGAGUGACAGCGGCGAUGGCAGUACCCUGAAGGUGACCAUGCCCUGAGCGGACCGAGGAUGCCGGUGGUGCUGUUGGACAGACUACCCCUGCCCUCGCUGCCCGCGUACACAGCGGUCAGCGUGUCCCUGCUCGCCUGCAGCCUCUAUUAUGCGGCCCAGAACGCCCAUCAACUCGACUUGGAGCGACAGCCGCCCUUGGCCGAAGGACAACUCGACCUGGCCACCCUGUGCUGGGUCUUCGGCAGGCGAUGCUCGACAAUUCUCACCUUCAUGAUCCACGAGCCCUUCUGCAUUUGGCCGCUGGUGAACAUGGCCUACUGCGUGUUGGUGCUGCUGGGAAAGUGCAUCCAGAGCGCCGUUUUUGGCGAGCUACGCGUCUCCGAGAGCAAUGCCAUUAAAGACACGUUCUGGAACUUUGUCUUCUACAAGUUCAUCUUCAUCUUCGGCGUGCUCAGCGUGCAAAAGCUGGAGGAGGUGGUCCUCUGGUGCUCGUGGUUCACCCUGCUCGGCUUCCUCCACCACUUGGCCCAACUUGCCAGAGAGAGGGCCGAAUAUUUAAGUAUGUCUGUGAGCCCUGGACGUGAAAGAUGGAGACACGUUCGCCUCCUAGCCUUGCUUGCGGCCAUUCUUCUGGCCUCUGGAGCUAUGCUUCUGGUCUGUGUUGCAGUCGGCCUUCUUAUUUCCCUCAACACCUUUGCUUUUAUGGGUGCAGAGUGCAUUCUCCUUACUCUGCGAACGCUUCAAACAAUGCUGCGCUACUUGCUUCACCUUUAUGAUGUGGCCCACUCCGCAAAUCCAGUGCAUCACUUCUUCCCUAGUGUGAAAUUCCCAGCGGCCAAGGGUCACGCCCGACAAAAACUUAAUGAGAAACUGAGUGGCGACGAAAAGAGCAACGACAGUUCCUUGAGAGAUAAUGUUGCAUCAGAUGUGACCGACAACACAGCCUCUAGUCAGAAAUGGUGGGUGCGUGGUGGUGGCGCCUCGUAUUACCUGGAAUUGCUUUUCGAGCUGGCAGCCUUGCUGCUGGACCUUUUGCAUCACAUCCACAUGCUUCUCUGGUGCAACAUUCUCUUGUCGAUGGCCUCGCUGGUCAUUUGCAUGCAGCUCAGACUGCUUCUGCACCAGCUGAGAGCCCGCCUGGCCAGGCACCGACAUCGUCUCCGACUGCAGGCCUACAUGAGAAAACAUUUUCCGUCAGCUUCCAAAGAAGAGCUAAAAACUCUUGAUGAUGAUUGUGCUAUUUGCUGGGAAAGUCUUUGCACAGCACGCAAACUACCAUGCUCGCAUUUUUUCCACUCUUGGUGUUUGCAAUCUUGGCUGGAGCAAGACCCAUCUUGCCCAACAUGCAGGAUGACCCUAUCCAUUGGAGACUCAAAUCCUUCGGCAAACCUUACUGCCUCAACUGGCUUUGUGGGGUUAUUAGGCAAUGUGCUGGGAGGCCUAGUGGGCUCCAUUAGAGAUCAUGAUACCCUGCUGGAGAAUGAACAGAGGGAUCAGCCUCAGCAAAUCAACAACAAUGCACAAGUCUUCCACUUUGAUGGAUCUCGAUAUGUUUCGUGGCUGCCCAGUUUUUCGGUGGAAGCUGCACAUUCGCAGUUGGGAGGCCAUGCCGAGUUGAACCCGUCAUCCCAGUUGCACAACAUGGCUCUGCAAGUGCAGCAGAUGUUCCCGCAUUAUCCAUUGUGGGUGCUUGUUGCUGACUUGCGAGUCUCUCACUCCGCAGAAUUGACGGUCGAGAACAUUUUAGAGGGUAGGCUUCUGCCUCCAGCCCCAAUGUUCAACCCGGACAUGACGGAAACUCCAAGAGAUCCUGAGCCAGCUCAAGAACAACCUUCUCUAUUUUCUGAUUGGCAAGAAGAAAGUCCUGCGGAAACAGCAACAGAUCCAUUUUCUCCAGUUGCAUUCUCAGACGAGGCUACAGAAAGGCAAAGAACUCUAGCCAAACGAAGAGAAGCUUUAGUCCUGCAAGCUAGACGAAGAUAUCUGCAGAAGAGCUCAAAUUCCUGUGAAGCUUCUGCUUCGUGCUCUCACGGUGGAAUCUCAUCCAAUACAAUAUCAGAUGCUUCCUCUAGCUCAUCUAAUUAAGUAUUAAGUUUUAUCUUCUUUUCCAAAUCAAAACGCUAGAUUUAAUUUGAGUAGGUUUGACCUUUGGAAAGGGGAAAGUGUUUUGUGUUCAUUGGGACAAAGGUGGGAUUCAGAUUGCAGUCUUCCUUUCCCUCCUGAAAACCAUUUAAUUUACAAGUUCGGCUAAUUAAUUAAGAGGUAGAAAAUGCAUGGAGACUAUUCAUAUUAAAAUCAGAUUAAUUUAAGACAAAUAUCGCCCGACUUCCAUCUCCAAACACCCUAAAAAAUUAAAUUGUGCUGUAUUUUCAAUUGAACGUUUCCCCAAUGAACACAGUUGUCUGUAAACAUUUUUCAUUUUUAUAAUUUUUAUUAUAAACAUAGAGAACAGUAGAUUUUUCAUUAAAUUUACUUUUAUCAUAAUGCCUUUUACAAAACCCUAACAUUUUUUAGUGAGAAUUAACUCAAUAAGUUCCAGACGCAAUUCAUAAUUUGACUUCUAAUUUAGGUUUUGCAAUAGAAACCUGUAAAUAUGUGCCUGAUUUUUCAAGCUAUUGCAAAUUAGCUAUUAUUGUAAUUCAGUAUGCAAGAGGAAACGGAAUUUUGAAAAGACAAUAUAUUACAAGAAAUGUUAUAAUCACACUGUGUGUCCUGACUGAUUUAGGUUGUUACUAUUAAUUUUCUUCUCUCCUGUCCAAUCCUUCUUUUAUUAAGCUUGUCAACACCUUUAAAAGAGCAAAAUAUAUUUUAGUGUGCUGAUUGUGGCAUCAUUUCCAACAAGGAUGCAAAUAACUGAAACGCCAAUUUAUCAAAACAAGCCAUUUUUCUUGUUUUUUUUUCUGAGAAGGAAAAUGCAUCGUGAGUCAAAUGUAUGACUGCAGAGAGCAUAAUAUAUAUUAUUAAAAUAAUGAGAAGUGACGUUCUAAUUUACAACAAUAAAGUAAAUUAUUUAAAUGCAUUAGUGCUUUGAAUGAUUUGUGGAAAUGAUAAAAUGCAAAAAUAAACAUCAAUUGAGCAAAUUUCAA